AGGAGGAGGAAAAGACGGGGGGUGGAGAGUAACACUGGAGAGCAGCAGUGAUCCAGCCCCUCUGAAUCUGAAAAGCAUCACCGGAGCCUUUGGAUAAAGACCUGCUUCAGCAGCAAAGCUAGGAGGGAGAGGAUUUCUGCUCAGUGAUAAAACAUGAAACAGAUGUGAGGAAACAGCAUGGAGCUCAAGAGAGGAAAAACCUUCAUCAAAUCCAGUGUGCAACAUGAGAAAGUGCCACCAGAGCACACAGCUUCUACAAUCAAAAAUGAUAUAGGGAAAGACAAAAAGGCAGCCCUGGAGGGAAACCAAAGUGUAGCUGAAGUCCAGCUGGCAUACCUGGCCGCACACAAGAACUACAGAUUUUCCACCAGAGCAGCAAGGAAUGGUGCUGGUGACAACAGCCUGGACAAAUCAUCUGGGUCCUCCUACAAACUUGUAAGGAAGAGUAAAACCCAUGACUGCGUUAGUGAAGCAGAUAAAACAGAGCAGUGCAGCCCCAGCAACAGGGCUUGCGAGGAAGGUUUUUCUGGAAAGGGGAAGGGGCGACUUGUCAACAGCAUCAGCUUUUCGGGGAUGUCCAGUUCCAGCAGUAAGAAAGAGUGUGUAGUAAGCCCCAGCCAGUCUGCCUGCAGCAGUCAGAUGAUUGAUUACAGGAACUUUGUGCCACAGAUGCCUUUUGUACCAGCUGUUGCAAAAACCAUCCCCAGGAAGAGGAUAUCGCUCAAGAGAUCAAAGAAAGGGCUCAGAGAUAUAUUUCAUAUUAAAAAAAAUAAACCGGAGAGCCUUGCAUUCCUGGUUGAGAAGGACAAAAACCUGUCCUCUCCAGGCUGCAAGAGUGAGUUGCCUGGGCGUCUCGCAAAGUACCUUUUCAAAACUGGAGAACCAUUUGCAGCCGACUGCUUGUCACAAGACUGCUCAGACAGUGAACUGCAGUCUGACUCUUCCUAUGACUGCUGCAACCCUCUGUGUGAAGAUGUUGCAUCGCUGAAGAGCUUUGACUCCCUCACCGGCUGUGGGGAAAUCUUUGCUGACGAGAGCUCUGCCCACCUGGAGCUGGAGAACAGCAAAGAAGUUCUGCUGAGACGAAGCAAGCACAAAGAGAGCCCCAUCAUGGGCUCCUUCCAAGGGGGUGUGGAGCAGCUGGCCUCUCCAGGCCAGAAUGAGACCGUUGAAUUUGGGAAGUUUUGGGACAACAUUAACAAAUCUGUGAGGCUACAUCAGAGCACGCUGUUUGAUAAGAAGUUACUGACAAUGCCUGGUUCUGACAUGGGCAAGGCUGGAAGCCAAGCUGCUGCAUCUGCGACAGACCCCCAGAUGUCACCUGAUAAAGAUGGUGACAAUUCCAAAGAGAGCUCCACAGAAACAGAAACACCAAAAAGUGACAACCAGGAAUCCAUAUCCACGAGUGACGAAGGCUACUACGAUUCGUUCUCUCCUGGACAAGAUGAUGAAGUAAAGGAAGCUCAGACCCCUGGGGUCCCAGGCAGAUUUCCAAGAGACAGCUACAGUGGAGAUGCCCUUUAUGAGCUCUUCUAUGACACAAAUGAAGUCAAAAUAAACCCAGUCCUAGAUGAUGACUUGUGCACAUCUGAAAGCAUUUCAGAACAAGCCAUUGAAAUCCCUUUGUCCAUCUACAGCUUUCAUGUUGGAGCCGAGGAAAACACGGCUUCCCAACCAGCUGUAGACAUCAUCAGCCAGGGAUUUUUCCACAGCACAUGGAAAGGCAAAGAAUGUUUGCUAAAGCUCUGUGACACUGAGCUUUCGCUAACCAUGGGGAUUAUAAACUGGCUGCGAAAACACUCGGGGCUUGUUUCCUCCCCAGACUCUCUUCAGAGCCCUCAGCCACAGCCAGAAAAGGGUAAUCAUUCACCAAUCCCUCCCAGCCCUGGUCCCGAGCACAACGUGAGCACAGCACAGCAGGAGAAACAAAGCAAGGAAGAUUCAUUUAACCGAAGGGUGUCUGUGGACAAAAGCAAAGAUGCAACCCAGGCCUCUUCAGUAAAUGUUGCUGAAAGAGACUCUUGCACUAAUACAUCUGAUUUGGAUUUCCGAGGAAGGGAAGGUAAUCACCAUGAGCAUUCAUCUACAGUGCCUGGGACUGCGGAAACCCGUGGUGCAUCAAAUUAUGCACCACAAUCACAGGCAAAUGGAGACAAUCUGCAGACAAGUUCAGAAGGAUACGAGACAUCUGAAGAUAGAAUUCCGCUGGCAGAGAGCUUGAACAGACAGAGUGGCUCACAGAGCUCUGAAAGCCUUUUGUUAAAUGAUAAUCAUGAAGUAGAAUCAUGUUACUCCUAUAAGACUGCUGCGACCUCACCUCUGGAUGCCCUUGAGAGGGAGGACAGAAAUAAACCAAUGUAUCACUCUCUGUCUGUUUGCUCUGACAAACCACCACAGCCUCUUACUCUCAGAGGCUUCGAGAGCUACAUCAGCCCCACACCAAAGGAGAGCAGCACUAACAUCGUGCAGCUCUUAGAGCGAUGCGUAACGCAAGUGGCAUCACUAAAACUUGGCUAUGAAAACAAGCACCUGGAAGACAAAUACAUUGGGAAUGAAAUGAACAAUAUCAUUUGUAAGAUGUCUCAGUACAAAAACAAGCUACUGUUGCAAAAUGAAUGCAAUUGUGUUGCUCAAAAGCCAGAAUACCCCAGUAUUGCUUGCACAAACCAAUACAAUUAUGAAACAAGUUUCCAAGCCAGCAGUCUAUAUCAUUUGAAACAAAAUGGGGAGCAAAUUUGCUCCGAGGACCAGAAAGGUAGAGCAAAAAUCCUAGAUGAAGUUGCUAGAGACAAGAUCAGUUUUGAAUAUGCCCAGCUAAAUAAUCAAGCGUUCUCCUAUUUACAAGACUUCACAUUUGGAAGCGAUUCUGCUCCCGCUACAAUGCUCAGCAGGCCAACAUUUUUACCUCUCUUUAACUCUGUCUGCUUAGACAUACCUGCUGCUGUUUCAUCAGCUCCCUAUGGCACUGCCAUCCCUCCAGCUGAGUCACUGCAGCACAAGGAGGCCGAGCAGGGCAGCCCAGGGCCCUGGCAUUAUGCAGAGUCCCCUUGCAGAUGCCUAGCGGGGGUGACAGCUCUGUCCCCUCACCCAGAGGCAGCAGCCCCGGACACAGCAGUGGUGGGGAGGAACCAGCAAUAACACUCCUGUGCAGAGAAGGUGCAAUGCUGAAGAAUCCACUUCUAGACCUGGAUGCUGCCCUCCUUCCACACAUUAUGUCGCAUGAGAGGGUGCCACAACGCUACAUUGAUGUCAGACUCAGCAAGGAUUUCUCUCCAGAGAUCCCACUUGAGGGGUCGCAGAAGCAGAUCAUGCCAGCCUGUUUAACUAACCAACACAGUUAGGAGUUCCCGACAACGUCACACACUUGAAACCAUAUUUGCAGAUGGGUGGUAACUAAUAUUCAUUUUAAAACAAAAAUCAGGAGAAGAAAAGUCACUUUGUUCCAUAUAGCAAAGGAAACAGUAUGUCAAAGGAGACUAUUAUCCCUCCUACGUUACAGAGGCACAGGACAAAAAAAAGAUUUGUCUAACAUUAUUUCUCCCUGAAAUCGGUGUCUUCUUUUCUCUGCUCUUCUCCUUGCAAAUCCUGAUCAUCUGUCAGAGCUUCCCAAUCCCUGCUGCUGCUCAUGUUAAAAGUACUCAGAUCUCCUCUCUUGUGAUCUCUGCCUUUACUGCAGAGGGAAGUGAGUGCUCCUCACUUUAAAGCUGGGCUAUGUGGCACAGUCAAUGCUCGACCAUUGAUCCCUUGCGAUUGCAGACAGGAAAAAUGGGCUUUUCCUCCUCUUAUAUCCCAGCCUUUGAGUUUAUGGGCACAUCCAGCUGUAGCAGAAAGCAUAUUGUACUCUGAAAUUCAAGGGUCCUGGGUUCGGUCCAUGCUGCCAAAUGAACAACUGUGGAACUGCAUUAUAUACCAUGGAAAGAAAAUCCCUGUGGGUAGUCUAUUCUAAUUCUCCCCACAGAGCUGCAUGAAUGCCAGUGCAAUGUUGGGGGAAAGCACAAAAUCUUCAUGGCUUAAUCAUUCUCCAGUUGAAGAACAAACAGAAAAUCCACUUCCUUGAGAUCAUAUUGAAUCAUGUGUUUACUGGGAUUGGCUGCAAACUACUUUGAAGUAAGAUGAACAACAUCUUAGGAAAGAAAGAGAUGCUGGUGAAAUGAACCCAUAAAUGGGAAUAUUCAAUUUCAUAUAUGGGGUGUAGCUGUGAGAACAAGUUCCCUCAGCCUGCUUAAGAGCCUAACAUAGUACUGUUCCCCAUUCAGAAUUAGAAGUCUUAAAAAGUACUUAAAACCUUAAAAUAGAUAAUACAGAAAAUUAAGAUAAAUGAUGAAAAAACUUGCACAGACUUUUAGCUACAGAAUUUCAGAUAAGUUUCUAUGAAACUGCUCGUCUGUUUCCUGUCCUAUUUUUACACGAAUGGAAGUAGUGAAUAGUUAAGUGCACAAGUAAGAUCAGAAAAAUAAUUUGAAAGCAAUCAAUCAAACAAACAAACAAACCCUAUGUGCUAAGGACAACCUUGAAAGAGGAAAAGAGGGUUUUUCCCUCUUAUGGAUCACUAAAAUAUAGAAAAAUGUUCUGAAAAAGAUUAUUUUGGAAAAGCUUUUUUCUGUUAAGGACAUCAAGCUUUGACAUUCCUUCUUUUAAUGCAGUGUUCAUUUGAGUUUCAGAAAUGUUUUGGGAACUUCCAGCACAUAGACCUAAAUUUCAGAUAUGAAGUAUCAGGUAACUGAGUACCCUUAAUAAAACACUACCUACUGAUGUGAAGGGACAGAACACUUACCACUUUAGAGAACCAGAGUGUAAAUAAUCUUAUACAGGUAAAAACGUCCAGAAAAAAUGUAUGAAGAAAUAUCACACAUACAUGCACUGUCAGGUAAGUAAGUGUUCCUUCCAAAAGCAGAGUAUUAAAAUGAAGUUUGGCUAUUCCAGUCAAAGAUGAGUGACGUGAAAUUAACAAAAGGUUCAAGAUUAAUUUUUUUUGCUUCACUUAAAAUGUUUCAUUCUCCUAACUAAGUUAGAGUGUUUGGUGGCAAGAUAUUGUAAAUCCUUACACUGUGCAGGAAAGGCACAAGAAGCACAAUAAGGCUGUAGGUAAACUAAGGGAUUUUCAGGAGAGAAAAAUGUUGCAUAUUCUGACUUUUACUCAAGUAAAAGGAUAUAGACCUGUGGUACUCUUGGAGGUUGAAAUAUGCAUGCAUACUGUAUGUAUAUACACACCUAAAUAGAGGGUUCAUGCAAACUUGCUGAGUUCAAGAAUAGGGAAGAAAUAAGAAGCAUGUACCAUUUAAAAAAAUCCAACUAGCAAACUAAUAAAAUUUACCAUAUACAUAUUAUUUAUUAUGUAAUUAUGAUACUUACAUGCAUUUAUAUGUUAUGUUUAACAUAUUUUGUUAACUAUUUUUCAUAUAUGUCACAUUUGAUAUAUAUAUGCUUUAUGUAUUAUAUUUUAGUUACCAUAUUCUACAUUAUGUAUUAAAGUCACUUGAAUUCUAUGUUACAUUUGGUCUCUAAUCAACAUAAUUGUAUUGUUUUACAUUACAUUAAUGAAUUACUAUUUUCCAGCACUGAAAAUUCAUCACUUGGAAAAAAAAUCUACUGCUUAUGAAGAGUUUAUACCUUUUUUUAAAUCCCUAGCCUAUAACAGAGGCUUAUGGAGGCACUAUCCCUCUAAUUCUUCUCCUCUGUACCGAAUAACCUGGCAUAUUAGUCAAUCAGCAUUGGUAGAAUCAGAACACUGAGAUCAGAAUACUAUGUACUCUAAUCUUAUCCUGAGGAAGUCAUUUGGAAAGUGGAUUAGUUUCUAAACUUAGCCAGUUACUGCUUUAAGAAUAGCCAUAUUUAAGAGGAACGGAAGUUCUGGCCACUCCGAGAAAUUACUCCUGAUCUAACUAUUUAACAAAGAAUCACCUUUACCUUCUAUGACAUGCUUUACAAAUUAGUUGGUUGACUCCUUGAAGGAACUACUUAUUUCCAGGUGCAUCUUUAAGUGUCCCAUCUUCGUCAGUCUUAACUGUCUGAAGAAAUAAGGAAAAUAAAUUAAGGGUUAAAUCUGUCACAACAGAGCACAGACUGGAGUUUAAAACUUAACACAAACUAAGUAUAUAUGCAUGUUAUAUUUACUUGUCUUUCUACCUGUGGGAAAGCAUUUAAGUUAAAGUAUAUUUACAAACACUUCAGAAUUUCAGCAAGUUGAAGAUGCCUCAUUUUGUUAAUCUGAAAAACCGUUUAUAUCAGUUUAAUUUCUGUAGUAGUUUUUUAAAUACAUCUGUACAACUCAUACUUUCUAAAUACUUCAGAACAAUACAAUGAGAGCUAGCAGACACAUUCCUUUCAUUGUUACUGCAAACAGACUAUUUAAAAUAAAAUUGUUACACUACUAUUAAA
Messenger RNA from Anas platyrhynchos (mallard), 6378 nucleotides. It is a transcript of the gene AMER3, whose product is annotated as APC membrane recruitment protein 3. Gene Ontology annotation, cellular component: plasma membrane. Gene Ontology annotation, biological process: regulation of canonical Wnt signaling pathway. Gene Ontology annotation, molecular function: beta-catenin binding; phosphatidylinositol-4,5-bisphosphate binding. NCBI's taxonomy places the organism in Eukaryota, Metazoa, Chordata, Aves, Anseriformes, Anatidae. The record is from RefSeq and is a predicted model, not a curated record.